UCUAAAGAGGCUGCAUGCAUGCCAGGACUUAUCAGCCAUCAUCCAUCUUCGUCUUCGUCAUCAUCAUCAUCGAAUUCAUCAAGAACUCAUACGAGUGGUGGAAAGGGCGGCCGGAAUUUUGAAAGACGGUAUUCGAAGAUAGCCGAUAACUUUGAGUGCUUGGAACAGGUUACUGAGGCUCUUGCACAAGCUGGUCUUGAAUCUUCAAAUCUCAUUGUUGGUAUAGAUUUCACAAAGAGCAAUGAAUGGAGUGGUAAACACUCUUUCAACAAUCAAAGCUUGCAUCAUAUUAGUUCCUCUUAUAAUCCUUAUGAACAGGCCAUUUCGAUUGUUGGCCGCACUUUGUCGCCUUUUGAUGAGGAUGACUUAAUACCAUGUUUCGGCUUUGGUGAUGCAACAACUCAUGAUCAAAAUGUCUUUGAUUUCAAUCCUGAUUUGAGACCAUGCCAUGGAUUUUCAGAGGCUUUAUCACGCUAUCGAGAAAUCAUUCCUCAUUUGCAAUUAUCCGGACCAACAUCUUUUGCUCCUAUAAUUGAGAAAGCAAUGGAUAUUGUGGCACAUAGUGGAGGACAAUAUCAUAUUUUACUGAUUAUUGCUGAUGGACAGGUUACGAGAAGUAUAAAUACCAGGAAUGGCCAAUUAAGUUCUCAAGAACAGAAGACUAUUGAUGCAAUUGUAAAAGCUAGUGAAUUUCCUUUGUCAAUAAUUUUGGUCGGAGUUGGUGAUGGUCCAUGGGGCAUGAUGAAGGAAUUUGAUGACAAUAUACCAAACAGAUUAUUUGAUAAUUUUCAAUUUGUAAAUUUUACCGAAAUUAUGGUAAAAAAAAUACCUCAAAACCGAAAAGAGACCGAAUUUGCGCUUGCAGCAUUAAUGGAAAUACCAUUACAAUAUAAAGCAACAAUUGAGCUUGGCAUCCUAGGUAGGAAUUUUGGUACAAAAUCUCAAAAAAGUGCUGCUCUCCCUCCACCAAAUGCUUCACAAGAUAAUUGUCAUGUUUGCCCGGUGUGCUUAAUAGAGCCAAAAAACAUGGCGUUCGGAUGUGGGCACCAGACAUGCUUUGAUUGUGGAAAAGCACUCAAGUCGUGCCCUAUUUGUCGUAGCUCAAUUCAGACAAGAAUAAAACUUUAUUAG
Messenger RNA from Dioscorea cayenensis subsp. rotundata (Guinea yam), 1131 nucleotides. RefSeq names its product E3 ubiquitin-protein ligase RGLG2-like. The transcript is spliced from 11 exons. Lineage: Eukaryota; Viridiplantae; Streptophyta; Magnoliopsida; Dioscoreales; Dioscoreaceae. The record is from RefSeq and is a predicted model, not a curated record. Bases 19 to 1131 code for a protein of 370 amino acids.